Rhipicephalus microplus (southern cattle tick) is the source of this 895-nucleotide messenger RNA. Its product is annotated as amblin-like. Lineage: Eukaryota; Metazoa; Arthropoda; Arachnida; Ixodida; Ixodidae. Gene Ontology annotation, molecular function: serine-type endopeptidase inhibitor activity. The record is from RefSeq and is a predicted model, not a curated record.
AGGACCUCAAUAUAAGAGUGAUGUUAAAAAGGGAGAACUGAGAACCAUCUAUCUGUUUGUGUAACUAAGGUACCAGGAAAUCCAAGUGAAUGUUUCAGAAAGAAAGCUUCUUAGUUUCCACAACAUUUGUUCUGGUCCGGGGACCUAACCUAGAGUAAAGCGCCAUUCCGAGAACAACGCAUCGCCUUUUUUUAACCAUUUUGCCACAUUGCGGAAUUCCGCAGAAGCGAUUUGCGAUAACUGAGUGAUGCUUCUAAUCUGGGUGCUCAUCGCCAGCGCGAUAUGCGCUACAGCGGAAAUUGAAAAUGACUCACUGACUGCAAAACGGCAAAAUGGGCCCAUCAUUUCAUACGCACAGAAGAACACCACAAAGCUGGCGAAUACGGUGAAAAAUUCACUCACUUGUGAAAAGCGCCCUGCCGCCGGUCCAUGCCGAUCAUACCAGCCCACUUGGUAUUUUGAUACUAGAAAGCAAAAAUGUAAAAUGUUCAUUUACGGUGGCUGUGGAGGUAAUGAAAACAAGUUUACUUCGGAACACAAGUGCCAGCAGGUUUGCUUACCCGAGAAGCCGCUACAGCUUAUCUGCAGCCCAAAGCCAACACAGGGAAGAUGCAAUGUUUCUGGGGAAUCGUGGCACUUUGAUUCUGCUACUGCUACCUGUAUGCGGUAUUCACCUGGAACGUGUCCAAAUGGAUCAAACAAGUUUCGUUCCUGUGAAAAGUGCAUGAAGACUUGCACAAAUCUGAAAGCCAAGGAGAGCUGCCGCAUUCUCAUGGAAUAUUAAUCCAGGCCACUUGAAUUGAAAUAAAUGUACGUCCACAGAGAGUCAAACACAUCGAACGGCAGUGUGAUUGGGAAAAAGUUGUGCCUCCUCAAUAUACUACAGUGAUAUUUU